Molecule: messenger RNA, 903 nt
Organism: Colletotrichum karsti
Lineage: Eukaryota; Fungi; Ascomycota; Sordariomycetes; Glomerellales; Glomerellaceae
Exons: 3
Coding region: 1-903 (300 amino acids)
Cellular component (GO): extracellular region
Source: RefSeq, a predicted model, not a curated record
AUGCAGUUGACCAAGACCCUCAUUUUCACCCUCAUCGGCACGGCCUUCGCCCUCCCGACCGAGAAGCGCCAACUUGCGACGAUCCAAGGCGCGGUUACCUCCGUGCAGCAGUCUCUCCAAAAGCUCGAUACCGCUGUGAAGGCUGCCACUGACGCCAACAGCGUCGCUGCCGUCCAGACCGCUUCUCAAGAUGUUCAGACCACGAUCACCAAGGCUCAGACCGACAUCCAGGGCGCCCAGGCCCUCCAGCUGCAGGAGGCUCUCGGACUUCAGCAACUUGCCACUGAUCUGACGACCGCUGCCACGACGACUGUUGACGACCUCAUUGCCAAGAAGGCCACCUUCGACCAGCUUGGUGUCUCCCAAGUUGUUGGACAACAGCUCACUGCCCAGAAGCAAGCUUCCCAGGGACUCGGCCAGGCUAUCGUUUCCAAGGUUCCCGCCAUCGGCCAGGGUAUCGCUCAGCAGUCUAUCGAUCAGAUCACCGCGGCACUCGACAAGGGUAUCCAGGCCUACGGCGGUGCCGCUGGUGGUGCCGGUGCGACUCCUGCAACUCCUAGCAAGCCUGGUGCUGCUCCCCCUGCUUCUGCUCCUGCUACUCCCAAAACGCCAGCUGCUGCCCCUGCUGCUCCUGCAGGGGGUCUGGAGGGCCUGCUCGGUGGUCUUCUUGGCGGCGGUGCCGGCGGUGCCAAUGGUGCUGCGGGUGCCGGCGGUCUGGGUGCUCUUCUCGGAGGACUCACUGGCGGAGCUGGAGCUGGAGCCGGAGGUGCGGCCGGUGCAGGUGGUGCUGGUGGACUGGGUGCUCUCCUCGGCGGUCUCGGUGGUGGAGCUACGGGAACUGGCGCGACGAAGGCGAACGUGGUGGAUUUCUCAGAAGACGCGGCAUUGGAGGAUGAAGAAUAA